Molecule: messenger RNA, 480 nt
Organism: Penicillium brevicompactum
Lineage: Eukaryota; Fungi; Ascomycota; Eurotiomycetes; Eurotiales; Aspergillaceae
Exons: 1
Coding region: 1-480 (159 amino acids)
Source: RefSeq, a predicted model, not a curated record
AUGAGCAUCGGGGCAACACAAAAAGAGCAGAGCCCAACAAAUCCAACCUCAAAUAUGGGCACCUCAAACCAAUCAAAAGCCAAGACACAAAUAUCAAUCGGGACAGAAUCUAAAGUCCCAGAAGAAUAUUACAGACCAGAUGAAACGCCACUGUUCAAGAAAUUGCAAAAGAAUCGUUUGACAAAGACGCGCACGAAACAGCUUCUCCGUGCUGCGGAGAGAGGGUUUAAUGAUCCGCCACCGCCGCCUGGAUUGGGGGAUUGCUGUGGGAGUUCAUGUGACCCUUGUGUGAGGGAUCUUUGGAAAGAGGAGAUUGGGAUUUGGAGGGAGAGGUGGGGUGAGUGGGCAGAGGAGAAGGGAAGCGAGGCGAAGGAGAAGGAGAAAGUGGAAGAGUCGAAUGGGAAGAAAGAGGUACAGAAUCGAGGGAAAGUGACUAGUAAGGGGGUUAAAAAGACUUUACAGAAGGAGUUGGAGUGGUAA